Symbiodinium sp. CCMP2456 is the source of this 573-nucleotide messenger RNA. The record is from the annotation of a GenBank genome assembly. Lineage: Eukaryota; Dinophyceae; Suessiales; Symbiodiniaceae.
AUGCGUAUGGGUUCGCCGCCUGGGCCCGGCCCGGCGGCCGCCAAGCCAAAGUCCCUUUUCCCCUUGGCGGGCCCGGCCGUGCAGACCUCUAAGUCGUCCUUCCCGCAGGUAGGCUGUGCUGCCUUGGACUUUGGCAUUAUGCCCCCAGCUUCGCGGCUGGAUGACCCUUCGGCCCUCGCUGACUUCUUGUCCUCUAUCUCUGCCCCGGAUACCCUGGCGGCCGCCAUCAAAAAUGCUGGCUUUCACACGUUGGGUGCUUUGGCCUUCGCUCUUUCUGACCCCUCCGAUCCGGAUGAGGUUAUGAGGUUCAUCCGGGUCAUUCUGAAAAUCCCUGACGGCGAUUCCGCCGCCACCUUCCGCCCGGAUGUAUCCUGCCUUCGCCGCACCGUUCUGGAGGCUUGCUCUAUCGCGCCUCCCCGUGCCGCCUCGGCUGCUGCCCCGUCACAGUUGCAGCCUAUCGCUCCUUCUGUUUCGACUUCCAACAAACUUACGGCGGCUGACUUCCUUGCCCUUCGCAAGGACUACCUCACAAAGUAUCCGGGCGAAUUGCUGACACCUGCGAAUACUCCGUCC